Molecule: messenger RNA, 1431 nt
Organism: Paramecium tetraurelia
Lineage: Eukaryota; Ciliophora; Oligohymenophorea; Peniculida; Parameciidae
Exons: 2
Biological process (GO): regulation of cyclin-dependent protein serine/threonine kinase activity; mitotic cell cycle phase transition
Cellular component (GO): nucleus; cyclin-dependent protein kinase holoenzyme complex; cytoplasm
Molecular function (GO): cyclin-dependent protein serine/threonine kinase regulator activity
Source: RefSeq, a predicted model, not a curated record
AUGAGUUAGACAGAACAAUACGUAUUGAAUUAUGAUAGCUAAUAUCUGGAUGUGUUUGGUUGCAUGCAUAACACAAAGAUCGCAUAUUCUGGGAAGUUGAUUUGUUAACAAUGUGGCAUAUUUAUUAGCAAUUCAUAGACAAGAGUGUACAAGACUAUCAAAAUGAGAUACAAUGCAUUUUUCAAUCCGAUGAACAUAUUGAAUAAUGCUUUGGCUCCUCAGAUAAUUUAAAAGCAUCAAAUAAAUCGUUCACCAGUUAUUGAUUUCAUUGAAUAAGCAUCAGAGAGAUUGAAUCUGAGUGCUACUACAUAAUUUUUGGCCAUAGCAUACUUAGAUCACUAUUUCAAUAAGCAGGGAGUAAAUGAAGAACAAAUAUAUUUAUAUGCUGCAACUGCUUUGAUGUUAGCAGCCAAAGCCUAGGAACUAGAUGAGAAGAUUCCUUUCAUAAGUAAAUUGAAGAGAUACUCAUCAAUGACAUCCCAUCCAGAAAUAAACAACUAUACAACUCAAGAUUUCAGAAAUGCAGAAAAGAGUAUUAUACAAUCACUUGAUUGGAAAUUGCAAAGAAUCACAUUGUUAGAUCGCAUAGAGACCUUGCUCUCUUUUGGAGUAAUUGAUGAUGAUGACAGUCUUGCAUAACAGUAGUCAUCCCAAUAGAAGGAGAAUAAAGAAUAGUAACAAGUCCAUGUAAAGUUAAAAGAUCUAAAUGAGACUUAGAUUUGUAAUUAUGUAAGGGAAGUAGAAAAUAAAUAUGUAGAGAUUGCUUUCACUGUUCUUAGGGGUAUGUUUAAAAUGUUCUAUUUAGAUGAUUCAAUUUAUUUCUCAAAUGACUAAUCUAUUUUGGCCUUAUCCUGCGUGGCUUAUUUAAGAAAGAAGGCUGGAUUAUUGAAUAUCUGGUCUUAAUAGCUAUAUGCUUUAACUGGAGAAUCAACCUAGAAAAUAUCGUCAACUGUUUCAUAAAUACUGACUCUUACUCCCAAGAGCAAGGUUUCCAAUUUAUCUAAACCUUUGGUCGCCACUUAGUCGAGUUCGUAUUUAUAAAACUUCUAGAAUCCUUCUUCUUAAACGAAGAGCUCGUAAGCCAAUAAUAGGCAAUAUCUUCUAGAGACCAACAAGUAAUCAACUGGAGACAUUUUCCAAUAAUACAAUACAACUAAAGCUUCAGUGAAGGUUCCUCUAUUUUAAUCUCAAUCGACUAUGUAAUUGUCCAAGAAUGAUAUCGUGAAACCACAUCAAUUAAAUUAAAGCAAAUACACAAGUAGGAAUACAAAUUUUCCCACAAAUACUACUACUACUACCAAUUAUACUUAUUUAAAUGAUCAAAUUUUCCAUCCGAAUUCCUACAUUAAACAUGUAGAAAUGGAUAAAAAGUAUGAAUAGGUUCAUAAAGUGAGUGAAACGAAAUUUAGAACCAAAUUGUUCAAUCAAUGA